Hyla sarda is the source of this 1161-nucleotide messenger RNA. Its product is annotated as free fatty acid receptor 3-like. Gene Ontology annotation, biological process: G protein-coupled receptor signaling pathway; cellular response to fatty acid. Gene Ontology annotation, cellular component: plasma membrane. The record is from RefSeq and is a predicted model, not a curated record. The coding region runs from base 202 to 1161 and encodes 319 amino acids. NCBI's taxonomy places the organism in Eukaryota, Metazoa, Chordata, Amphibia, Anura, Hylidae. The transcript has a single exon. Gene Ontology annotation, molecular function: G protein-coupled receptor activity.
UGGGGAUAUUUUGGAGAGAUGUGUGACUCUAGCCAUGGUUGACUCUUGGUAUCCCAACCAUAAACAAAACAUGAUAUCUGGUAAAGUUUUUCUAGUGACGUGUCUUCAUUUUCUUCUUCAGGUCACAGAAAAACCUUCAAGAACAAAAUCACCAAGUUACCGAGAGAGACCGAGCCCUAGGCAUGACGUUGUGAAGCCAUCAUGAGUUAUUUUUCAGGAUCGAAGCAUCUCUUUCUGUUCGUCUACCUCAUCACAUUUAUCACGGGGCUUCCUCUUAAUAUAAUAGCCCUGUCAACACUUGUUCACAAGCGCAGCCAUAAGCUUGUACCGGUGGACAUCUUGCUGGCCAAUUUGACCAUUUCCGAUCUGCUCCUUUUGACUUUCCUCCCGUUUCGCAUGGUUGAAGCGGCCUUUGAUAUGAAUUGGCCGAUGCCCUACAUUUUUUGUCCUCUGUCGUCCUUUAUGUACUUCAGUAGCAUCUACAUCACCUCACUGUUCCUCAUGGCCAUAAGCGUUGAGAGAUAUCUGGCUACGGCUUUUCCCAUAAGGUACAAGAUCCUGAAAAAGCCAGUCUACUCCUUGGUGGGGAGUAUGUUCAUAUGGUGCAUUGCCACGGUUCACUGCAGUAUUGUCUACAUUGUGGAGCAUAUCGCGCCCAAUAACUUGACGGCCAGCAACUCUACCGUCUGCUAUAGCAUGUUUACACCGCCACAGUUGGAAGUUCUGCUUCUUGUUCGGUUAGAAAUAUGUUUUGUGCUUUUUUGUAUCCCAUUUAUGAUAACCAUAUUCUGCUAUGGGAACUUCAUCAAAAUUCUCAUGUGGAAGUGUCACCUGGACAGGAAAAGAAAAAUAAGGGCCAUUGGGCUGGUGAUGGCCACGCUCAUAAACUUCAUUGUGUGUUUCAUGCCUUAUAACGUAUCCCAUAUCGUGGGCUUUAUCGAAGGGGAUAGUCCAGAUUGGAGAGUCUACACUUUACUCCUUAGCACGUUCAACGCAUCUUUGGAUCCCAUAAUAUUUCACUUCUCCUCCACCUCAAUUAAAAAGCCUUUUCUAGAGAGUUUAGUCCAUGUGCUGAAAAAGUUUCAUUUAGGAACCUACUGGUAUAAGUUAUGUAUCGCACCUUGUGAAAAAGAGACAAAAAACAUGAAUGUUCCCACCUAA